AUGACCGCCCAGCAGCUGAGCAAGUCCAUUUCCCUCCCCGGGCUCCUGAAGAUCGGCACGGAUAAGCCAAAGGGCUUCACGGGCAAUGCCCGAAAGACGACCCUGGGAUUCAAAGUGCCUGGGAACCUCCGAUCGAUGGUGGAUCUCCAGAAGGCACCCCUGGUGUCAGAUCACGGGAGGCAGCUCGCAUCGCUUAUGGCAACGGCAGGCUGGCGUGUGGCCUUCGCCGAACCCCCUCCUGAGGAGGAGGUGAAGGAGGAAGACAUCAUCCCAAAGAACAUGCGCUACCCGCGGAUUACACCAGCGUGGCUCAAGCACGAGAAGCAGGUGCUGCGGUUCUACGGUUUCUUCCAGGAGUCGAUCCCGGAACGGUGGGACGAGAACAGCCGUUACCGACAUGUAUACAUCAUGUAUUUCAUGGAAGAUGGAACGAUCGGCAUCAACGAGCCAAAGGUAGAGAACUCAGGCAUCGCGCAAGGUACGUUCCUGAAGAGAAGUCGCGUCGUCAACGAAGACGGCAUCCCUGUCGGCCCGGAUGACAUGCGGGUGGGACAGGACCUAACUCUGCAUGGACGUACGUAUCACAUCAGUGGCUGCGAUCGCUUUACCCGCUGGUUUUUCGAGGAGAAUGGCAUCCAACUCGGAGAGGACGAAGAUGUUCCCACCGACCUGUGGCAGAAGGGCUACCGCCUCGCGAAGGCCUUCGACCGAGGCGGUGUUCCUCUGACCAGAGCCGCCGUAGAAGACAAGGCAAUCCAACGUGCCAUGGGGGGAAUCCCGCCCAUCGACAAGAAGCUGUCGCAGUUCUUGUUGAAUGACCGGAAAGUCUUACGCUUCAAGGGCUACUGGGACGACCACACGCCCUAUGGAUCCCGAGUCUACUUCAUCAUCCACUACUACCUGGCUGACAACACCGUCGAAAUCAAUGAGGCUCAUUGCCGCAACUCCGGCCGAGCCAAGUGGCCAGUCUUCAUGAAACGCGGGCCUCUUCGCAAAAGCAACUUCGUCAAUGCUGCACCAGGGAUGCUCUCCUGUGAGGCACCGCGUUACCUCCCCGAGGAUCUGAAGGUGGGCGAGUCGAUUCACGCCUGGGGCCGCAAGGUGGUCCUCUGGGACUGCGAUGACUUCACAAGGAGCUUCUACAAAGAGUACCUGGGUAUCGACCAAGCUCAGGGACGGAUCGAUGUAGCGGAGAAGCCGGUGACGCACGCGAAGCUUAUGCCACCGCCGCACACCGGAGUGGGCAAGGAAGAAGACUCCCUCUUGAACUGUAGCAUGAUCCAGCCGACGCCGCCCAAGGUUGACCUGGAGCGUAUGAUGAAACUCACGGGCGAAGUGCUGCGCUUCGAGUGCAAGAUGAUCAACGGCGAGCCGGAGGACGAGCUCCGACGCUUGGUGAUCGCCUACUACCCGGCGGAUGGAGAUGUCGCCGUCUUCGAG
Molecule: messenger RNA, 1440 nt
Organism: Symbiodinium sp. CCMP2456
Lineage: Eukaryota; Dinophyceae; Suessiales; Symbiodiniaceae
Source: the annotation of a GenBank genome assembly